GUCAUACACACACGUUCACUCUGAGACCAGAGGCUCACAGAGGCUGACACUGACCUUAGCUUUCAGCAUCCUUCAUGUGAACAAAAACACCUCCAUAAGGUUUGAUGGUUUAUUAUUAAAAAGAAGCUGUUUGUUGUUGAGAUUUCUGAAGUUGUAUAAGACGCCCCGCUGUGUGUUUUCCAACCUGAGCUCUGAGAGAGUGAAGAUGUUCAUUAGAUGAAGGCCUUAGCUUGAGCUCGAGCCCUUAAAGCUCCAGCCCCUAAAGCUGGAUUUAAUCAUGUUUGAGUUAUAGUGAAGAAGUCGUGUGAAGUUUGUGAAUCAGAACUUCUCUCUGAUCUAAAUGUUAGAUUCUCUCAUUGAUUACACUUUCAUAUUUACACACAGAGAAGACUUUGUUCAUUUAACUCCCGUCUGCUUCGUACCCUGUGCCUGAUGGUUUUGAUUCAUGGAGCAGAAGUUUGAGCGGGGAGAGGUCAGAUUAUGGGAUGGUUGUAGCAGCUUACAAACGGACUCUGUGGACCUGAUCCAGAUUCAAGUUCCUCUAAAGUUUGUGACUCUGAACCGGCCUCUGUCACAUUGUUGUGGAGUUGAACGCGCUCCUGUCCUCUCCUGUUCUCCGCUGAGCGGCUUCAUUUGCUAAACAGGGAUAUAUAAAAAAAGAGGUUGCUUAGCAACAGUCAGAAGGAAGGCGUGGGUACCUGCUGCAGAAGAGAGGAGGAUAAACACAGACGGGUUUCAGGAGGAGAAGGAGUGUUUGGAUGUUUCUCUCUGAGCUGAAGGUAAACAGACGGACAGUGAAAGGUGACUCCAGACGUUUGGAGAGAUUGGGGAAGAAGAGUUUGACGUGUCGAACUUCCAGGAAGAGAAACACGAGUCAGAGCGUCCGUGAGUUAGUCUCCCUCCGGCUGCUUCUGAACGGAACUCCAGAUGAUGACGGGAAGAGCCAGAGUGAAACCGAAGCCAUGUAGGAUCAUAGUAACGCUCCGUCAGUGACCACGAGGGUUCUUCAUCAUCAUCAUCAUCAUCAUCAUCAUCAUCACCUGCUGAGUGAGAGGUUAAAGGAGCGCCUGAGAGAGGAGGAUGUUAUUUUUAUUUCUAGUUAUUUAUUAUCAUUAUUGGUAUAUUUGAAUAAAUGAUUUAAAUCUAACAGCCUCUCUCAGAGGUCAGACUGAGCGUUGUGGUUUAAGUUAAUAUCACAUCAUGAGUAGUUUUCAGAUGUUUGAAUGUAAAUAAUGUAGUUCUCUACAGAGACCUGGUCUCAUGAUGAAUCCUGAUCGAUCAGUGAUUAAAGGGAUCCUCCAUAAAGAGUGAUGUGGUGAUGAUGAUCUCUGAUGUGCGUCCCUCUGUGAGAGCGCCGCAUCGACCCGUCCUCUCCUCCAGGACGUUCAGUUUGAAGAGCCUGGAUCUGGACACCCAGCUUGUUUCUGGUUUUCAGUGGACGCUGGAGGAACUGCAGUCUGUUGCACUUCCAUGUUGGCUUCAUCUUUGAUCAGCGGCAGUAGCCGUGUGGUUUUAAUCUUCUGCAGGAAAGACUUGAGGCGUUUUUCAACCAGAGGAACUUUACCCCGGAACUAGGGAUGCAGGGGUUAACCGGUUUCACUAUUAACCGCGCUUACAAAUGUCACGAUUAAUCAACCGCAGAGACUCUGCCACACCGUGUUUUUAUUGUUAAAAAAAUGGGCCGAUACACUGUGUUUGGCGCAACCUGCACGGAACGAAAAAAAAGUGACACCUGGUGCGUCAGCUUAAUGUGCCGUACCUAUCAGGAGCGGGAGUCAGGACCACCAUACAGUCUACGCGGGAGACAUGAAAGCUGUGCUGCAUUAGUGCAACAAUGGCAGAGGGAUCUAGCAACGAAGUGUUGUAUCCACCCAAAAAACGAUUGAAGUCAGCAGUGUGGGAGCAUUUUGGAUUCCAUAAGAACGACCAAGGAGUUAUACAAGACGACGGAGCACCCGUCUGCAAAACCUGCCGCAAAAAAGUUAUGGCGAAAGGAUCAAACACAUCAAACCUGAUACAGCAUCUGCGAGAUCACCACCCAAGACUUCACGCUUUAAUAAAGCCAAACACCACCUCUGGUAUUGCUGCAGCUGGGGUUAAUCAAUCUACUGUUGCUGAAUCCUUUGCGAAGUGUGUGACUUAUGCGCCCUCCUCAAAACAAGCCCAGGAUCUGAACAAUGCUGUGGCCUAUUUCAUCUCCAAAGAUAUGAUGCCAUUUCAGAUAGUGGAAAAACCUGGAUUUCUUCAUCUAAUGAAAAAGGCGGUACCACAGUACAAAGUUCCGUCAAGAAGCUACUUCUCCGCCAACAAAAUCCCAGCCAUGUACAAAGAGGUACGAGCAAGUGUUGAGGAGCAGCUGGCAGAGGGUGUGUGGUUUGGUGCAACCACAGACCUGUGGACCAGCACUGGUGGUGGAGGAGAACCCUUUAUGAGCUGUACAGUCCACUACAUCUCUUCGGAUUGGAAACUGAAGUGUCACUGUCUUGAGACUCUUUAUUUUCCAGAAGAUCACACGGCAGAGCAUAUCACAGAAAUGAUGGAAAACAUGCUCCUGGACUGGAACAUAAAGAAAGAGAGUCUGUCCGGAAUUACAACCGACAACGCCAGUAACAUGAGGAAAGCCUUUGAAACAUUUCCCUGUGUUUGGUUUUCUUGUUUUGGUCAUAAUUUAAAUUUGGCCAUUUCCAAAGUCCUUAAGAUCUCAAGGGUGGAAUCUGCCAUCAGAUCAUGCCGGCAUUUGGUCCAAGGAUUUUCUCGAAGCUGGAAACGGAAACGUGAACUACACAAGAAGCAGGAAGAGUUAAACAUCGCUGAACAUUCCCUGAUACAUGAUGUGGUCACCAGGUGGGGAUCCACAUUUGAAAUGAUUUCCAGGUUCUUGGAGCAGCAGCAGGCAAUCUGUGCUGUGCUUGUAGGUAACAGAAGCACCUGGCAUCUUAUGCCCAAAGACAGUGACAUCACUGUCUUGGAGGAAGUGCACAAACUGCUUUGCCCUCUCCAUGACUUCACUGACAUUCUGGCCUCAGAAAGACAAGUCACACUUUCCGCUCUGCAGCCAGUUUUGGAGCACAUCAACAGUGUGAUGCUUCAAGAUGAAGAGGAAGACAGCGCUCUUACUAAACAGAUGAAGCAUGUAAUUAGAGAUGACCUGCUAAUGCAGCUGAGAUAUACAACAGAAAUGAAGAAUGUGCUGAGCAUUUCGAGUUUCAUUGAUCCCAGGUUCAAGGGAAGCUUUGCUGAGAAUCUUGAUGACAUAGUCAAGGCAUGCAGUGAUGAAGCAACUGCUCUUACAGCACAAGAACUUCCAGACACAGAACAGCCUCCAGCAGCAAUGGCACAGAGCACCAACUCCACCACCACCACCAAAAGGAAAGAGAAGAGCCUGUCUGGGUUGUUACAGAAAAUCACCACUGCAAGGAAGAACAGGUCAGCAGCAGCCUCAGAGGGACCACUGCCAACAGCCCUGGAAAAGCUUGAUACUGAGAUGAGACUGUACCUGUCUCUUCCUGCAAUCGAUGCUGAAGCGGACCCACUGUCUUGGUGGAAGACACAUGUGGAAGAAUUUCCAAUGCUAUCAAAAGUGGCCAGAAAGUACUUGUGCAUCCCUGCAACAAGUGUGCCUUCAGAAAGGGUGUUCAGUGCAAGUGGCCAUAUCCUGUCCCCUCAGCGUUCAAGACUUAGCACUGAAAAUGUGAACAUGCUCACAUUUCUGCACUUUAAUAUGAACUGAAAGGACUGGAUCAAAUGUUAGGUAUGUGAAAAGGGCCUGCUGCAUUUAAGUCCUUGUUUUGUUCAGAAGGGAAUAUAUAUUAUAUUUUUACUGUUACAGUUUUAUUUAUUAUUUGAAAGGCAGCUACACUGUUGAAGUUGAAUUAUGUUUCCAGGUUAUCUGGUUAAGUCCAGCAGUAUUUCAGGCAAAACAUGUCAUCUUGCUUUCUGUUAAAAGCCAAAUGUAUUUAUCCUCACUGAAUAUUUGCUGUUCAAAAUGUUAAGAAAAGCUGUUUCUUGCAAGUGAUGUCUAUCAUCUGGUCUGACACCUACCCACUUGAAAUUGACAAUAUUUUUGCCAUUAGUCUUGUUUGCUUUUGUGGGCCAUGAAAAGGCAUCAGUAUUAGUUUCUUUCUGUUUUACAAUCUGUUAAAUACUCGUCACAGUGGCUUUAAAGUAUUAUUUAUGCUUCAAAGCAUAGCAACAGUUUAAAUUAAAAAGCCAACAAUCUUUGUUUCACCAUCAAAAGGAGAGAAAUACAUUUUGUUCCUUUUUUUUCAUUGAAUUAUUUCAUUACUGUGAUAUUUUUGUUUCAAAUGGUAGCAAUAAAUAACACGAAAACUUCCAGUGUUAUGUCAUUUUAUACAUUAGCGAUGUGAAAAUAUGAAAAGCAUAAUAAUCGGGAUAAUCGUGAAAUCGUGAUUAUUUCUCUGACAAUAAUCGUACCAUCAAAAUU
Messenger RNA from Notolabrus celidotus (New Zealand spotty), 4444 nucleotides. RefSeq names its product zinc finger BED domain-containing protein 1-like. The coding region runs from base 1835 to 3730 and encodes 631 amino acids. The record is from RefSeq and is a predicted model, not a curated record. Gene Ontology annotation, molecular function: protein dimerization activity; DNA binding. The transcript is spliced from 2 exons. NCBI's taxonomy places the organism in Eukaryota, Metazoa, Chordata, Actinopteri, Labriformes, Labridae.